Messenger RNA from Herpailurus yagouaroundi (jaguarundi), 6808 nucleotides. RefSeq names its product cyclin dependent kinase 13 (gene CDK13). The coding region runs from base 26 to 4618 and encodes 1530 amino acids. Gene Ontology annotation, biological process: positive regulation of transcription elongation by RNA polymerase II; protein phosphorylation. The transcript has 15 exons. Gene Ontology annotation, molecular function: RNA polymerase II CTD heptapeptide repeat kinase activity; ATP binding; cyclin binding. Lineage: Eukaryota; Metazoa; Chordata; Mammalia; Carnivora; Felidae. Gene Ontology annotation, cellular component: nucleus; cyclin/CDK positive transcription elongation factor complex. The record is from RefSeq and is a predicted model, not a curated record.
CGCGCUCUGCGGCGGGCUCUAGGCGAUGCCGAGCAGCUCGGACACGGCGCUGGGGGGAGGCGGGGGCCUGAGCUGGGCGGAGAAGAAGUUGGAGGAACGCCGCAAGCGGAGGCGAUUCCUGUCCCCUCAGCAGCCGCCGCUGCUGUUGCCGCUCCUGCAGCCGCAGCUCCUGCAACCGCCGCCGCCCCCGCCGCCUCUGCUCUUCCUGGCUGCUCCCGGCACGGCCGCCGCCGCAGCCGCCGCCGCCGCGGCCUCCUCCUCUUGCUUCAGCCCGGGCCCCCCUCUGGAGGUCAAGCGGCUGGCGAGAGGCAAGAGGCGCGCAGGAGGGCGGCAGAAGCGGCGCCGCGGGCCCCGCGCCGGGCAGGAGGCGGAGAAGCGUCGGGUCUUCUCGCUGCCCCAGCCGCAGCAGGACGGCGGUGGCGGUGCUAGUAGCGGCGGGGGUGUGACCCCGCUGGUGGAAUACGAGGAUGUGAGCUCCCAGUCCGAGCAGGGGCUGCUGCUGGGGGGGGCCAGCGCGGCAACGGCGGCGACGGCUGCCGGGGGAACGGGGGGCAGCGGCGGGAGUCCGGCCUCCUCCUCCGGCACCCAGCGGCGCGGGGAGGGGUCGGAGCGCAGGCCCCGCCGGGACCGCCGCAGCAGCAGCGGCCGCAGCAAGGAGCGCCACCGCGAGCACCGGCGGCGGGACGGGCAGCGCGGCGGCAGCGAGGCCUCCAAGUCCCGCAGCCGCCACAGCCACAGCGGCGAGGAGCGGGCCGAGGCCGCUAAGAGCGGCAGCAGCAGCAGCAGCGGCGGCCGCCGGAAAAGCGCCUCGGCCACGUCUAGCAGCAGCAGUAGCCGCAAGGAUCGAGACCUGAAGGCUCACCGGAGCCGGACUAAGUCGUCCAAGGAGCCGCCUUCGGCCUACAAGGAGCCGCCCAAGGCCUACCGGGAGGACAAGAGCGAGCCCAAGGCCUACAGGCGGCGGCAGCGGUCCCUGAGCCCGCUGGGAGGCCGGGACGACAGCCCGGUGUCCCACAGGGCCUCGCAGAGCCUGAGAAGCCGCAAGUCCCCCAGCCCGGCAGGAGGUGGCAGCAGCCCGUACUCUCGGCGGCUGCCACGCUCCCCGAGCCCCUACAGCCGCCGCCGCUCCCCCAGCUACAGCCGCCACAGCUCCUACGAGCGGGGCGGCGACGUGUCCCCGAGCCCCUACAGCAGCAGCAGCUGGCGCCGCUCCCGGAGCCCCUACAGCCCGGUGAUCAGACGUUCUGCCAAAUCCCGAAGCAGAAGCCCAUAUUCCUCUAGGCAUUCAAGAUCUCGUAGCAGGCACAGGUUGUCUCGAUCCAGAAGCCGUCACUCUAGCAUUUCUCCUAGCACACUAACUCUGAAGAGUAGCCUGGCAGCCGAGUUGAACAAGAAUAAAAAAGCACGGGCUGCAGAGGCAGCAAGAGCUGCAGAAGCCGCGAAAGCUGCAGAAGCAGCUAAGGCUGCUGAGGCUGCUGCCAAAGCUGCCAAAGCCUCCAACACUUCUACACCUACGAAGGGGAGCACGGAGACGGGUGCCGGUGCAUCUCAAACAAACCAUGUGAAGGAUGUGAAGAAACUGAAAACAGAACACGCACCUUCUCCGUCAAGUGGUGGGACUUUAAAAAACGACAAGGCAAAAACAAAGCCACCUCUUCAGGUAACCAAGGUGGACAAUAAUUUGAUUGUAGAUAAAGCCGCCAAGAAAGCAGUUGUAGUUGGGAAGGAGAGUAAAUCUGCUGCUACAAAGGACGAACCAGUAUCUCUUAAAGAGAAAACCAAACCACUUACACCAAGUUUAGGAGCCAAGGAGAAGGAGCAACAUGUGGCUUUAGUGACCUCUACGUUACCACCAUUACCUUUGCCUCCCAUGCUGCCUGAAGAUAAAGAUGCCGAUAGUUUACGAGGAAAUAUUUCAGUAAAAGCAGUUAAAAAAGAAGUAGAGAAGAAACUACGAUGUUUACUUGCUGAUUUACCACUGCCCCCUGAGCUACCAGGAGGAGAUGAUCUCUCAAAGAGUCCAGAAGAAAAGAAAACAACAACACAGUUACAUAGUAAAAGGAGGCCUAAAAUAUGUGGGCCUCGCUAUGGUGAAAUCAAAGAAAAAGAUAUUGACUGGGGAAAACGCUGCGUGGAUAAAUUUGAUAUCAUCGGAAUUAUUGGAGAAGGUACCUAUGGACAAGUUUACAAGGCCAGGGAUAAAGACACUGGAGAAAUGGUAGCCUUAAAGAAAGUACGUCUAGAUAAUGAAAAGGAAGGCUUUCCAAUUACAGCAAUUCGAGAAAUUAAAAUUCUCCGGCAGCUUACCCACCAGAGUAUUAUCAAUAUGAAGGAAAUAGUGACUGAUAAAGAAGAUGCUUUGGAUUUUAAGAAGGAUAAAGGUGCAUUUUAUCUGGUGUUUGAAUAUAUGGACCAUGAUCUGAUGGGACUACUGGAAUCAGGCUUGGUUCAUUUUAAUGAAAAUCACAUAAAGUCAUUUAUGAGACAGCUUAUGGAAGGCCUGGAUUAUUGUCAUAAGAAGAACUUUUUGCAUAGAGAUAUUAAAUGUUCAAAUAUUCUUCUAAAUAAUAGAGGGCAAAUAAAACUUGCAGAUUUUGGACUUGCUCGAUUGUAUAGCUCAGAAGAAAGUCGGCCGUAUACUAACAAGGUCAUCACUUUAUGGUACCGUCCACCUGAACUGCUGUUGGGAGAAGAAAGAUACACACCAGCCAUUGAUGUAUGGAGCUGUGGAUGUAUCCUCGGUGAACUCUUCACUAAAAAACCUAUAUUUCAAGCAAAUCAGGAACUUGCACAACUAGAGUUAAUAAGCCGUAUAUGUGGGAGUCCAUGUCCUGCAGUGUGGCCUGAUGUAAUCAAACUACCAUAUUUCAACACCAUGAAACCAAAGAAGCAAUAUCGUCGAAAGUUAAGAGAAGAAUUUGUUUUUAUUCCUGCAGCCGCAUUAGACUUAUUUGAUUACAUGCUCGCCUUGGAUCCUAGUAAGCGCUGCACUGCAGAACAGGCUCUUCAGUGCGAAUUCCUUCGGGACGUGGAGCCCUCAAAGAUGCCUCCACCAGAGAGGUUUUUACACGCUGAGGCAAUGCACCAUAGUAAGAUGGCUGAGAGUCUUCCUUUAUGGCAAGAUUGUCAUGAGCUGUGGAGUAAAAAGCGAAGAAGACAGAAGCAGAUGGGCAUGACCGAUGAUGUUUCAACAAUUAAAGCCCCCAGAAAGGACUUGUCUCUUGGCUUAGAUGACAGCAGGACCAGCACACCGCAGGGCGUGCUGCCGUCUUCACAGCUGAAACCUCAGGGCAACUCGAACGUAGCGCCUGUAAAAACAGGCCCUGGACAGCAGUUAAACCACAGUGAAUUGGCAAUUCUACUAAACCUACUACAGUCUAAAACAAGUGUUAAUAUGGCUGAUUUUGUCCAAGUGUUGAACAUUAAGGUAAACUCUGAGACUCAACAGCAGCUAAAUAAAAUAAACCUUCCUGCUGGAAUUUUGGCAACAGGUGAAAAACAGACAGACCCAUCCACACCACAACAGGAGUCUUCGAAACCAUUGGGAGGAACUCAGCCUUCUUCUCAGAGCGCGCAGCCUAAAGUGGAGACUGAUGCUGCCCAGGCGGCCGUGCAGAGCGCUUUCGCAGUUCUGCUGACUCAGUUAAUAAAGGCCCAGCAGUCCAAGCAGAAAGACGUGCUACUGGAAGAGAGGGAAAAUGGGUCGGGACAUGAAGCGUCAUUACAACUCAGGCCACCUCCAGAACCUAGCACUCCGGCAUCGGGGCAAGAUGACCUCAUUCAGCACCAAGAUAUGAGGAUGUUGGAGCUCACCCCAGAACCGGACCGGCCUCGUAUCCUCCCUCCUGAUCAGCGACCUCCUGAACCGCCUGAACCACCACCAGUGACCGAAGAAGAUCUGGAUUAUCGGACAGAAAACCAGCACGUACCCACCACCAGUUCUUCGUUAACUGACCCUCAUGCCGGAGUGAAAGCCGCCCUGUUACAGCUGCUCGCUCAGCAUCAGCCCCAGGAUGAUCCCAAAAGAGAAAGUGGUAUGGAUUACCAGGCAGGAGACACUUAUGUGCCCACAUCAGACUACAAGGACAAUUUUGGAUCCUCUUCUUUCUCUUCCGCUCCUUAUGUUAGCAAUGAUGGUCUGGGAAGUAGCUCUGCUCCUCCACCAUUGGAACGACGUAGCUUCAUUGGAAACUCAGAUAUUCAGUCUUUGGAUAACUACAGUACUUCUUCAUCUCAUUCUGGUGGUCCACCUCAGCCUUCUGCCUUUUCCGAGUCAUUUCCCAGUUCAGUAGCUGGAUACGGAGACAUUUACCUCAAUACUGGUCCCAUGUUGUUCAGUGGAGACAAGGACCAUAGAUUUGAAUAUAGCCAUGGACCCAUUGCAGUCCUGGCGAACAGCAGUGACCCUCCCACAGGGCCAGAGAGUACUCAUCCUUUGCCAGCAAAGAUGCACAACUAUAACUAUGGUGGUAACUUACAGGAAAACCCGGGUGGCCCCGGCCUCAUGCAUGGACAGACCUGGACUUCUCCUGCCCAAGGACCUGGAUAUUCACAAGGAUACAGGGGACACAUUAGCACAUCAGCUGGCAGAGGUCGAGGCAGAGGGUUACCAUACUGAGUAUCUGUUUUUCCUCAGGCACAUCAUUUUUAUCUGGAAAGACUUUUCUAGCUGCAAUUUAAGGCAGCAAUCCAAGAGACUUGAAUAAUAUUAAUUCAACAACAGCUUUAUUUUUAUGUGGAAAAGGGUCUUGCAUACAAUAGUUAAAAAAAAAAAGAAAAAAAACCUUUGCUUAAAUUCAUGCUGUUCUAAAAACUAGAUCUAUUGAUUGUACAUCUUCACAAAUUCUAGUUAACAAUUUUAUUUUGUAUUCUUGCAGUUUUACGUGGAUGCUAAUCUUAGGGACAUAAGAGUCUUUUAUGGCCCUCUUGCAGAUCUUCUGAACUAUGCACAUUUGUGCUUUUUUUGUAAGUUUGGACCAACUUUUAUGUAACAACCAACCAACCCCUCCCCCCCUCCAGUUUUACAACAAUCAGAAAGGGCACUGAUUUAUUUGGUAUUUUUCUUUUUACAAAGCUACCUUUAGUCAAAGGUCACUGUCAGUCUUUGCACCUGCUUCCAGUGUUAUUGUGAAAGGUGUACUUUGUGCUCACUUCAGAAAAUAAAACACAACCUUUCUCUUGAUGCAACAGUUUUAUAAAAAAAAAAUGGUCAACGUUAUUUUUGUUUUAUUUUGCAGAUUAUCAUAGCCGAGCAAAAUGCAUUCAAAUGAAAUAGUGGGUUUUAUAUGAAAAAUAUGGGGUGGGGAGGGUAAGUAAGUGCCUUAACAGGUAAGCUGAAGGUCUGAAAAAGCAGUUAACCUUUACACCCAUUUUGUCUUCUAAAGGGAAUCAAUACUGUAUUGAAGAGGCAGGGAGCUCUCCAGUGUUUAGGGACUGCUGCCUGUUCAGUUCCCGCUAGACUCAUUCCCUCUGCCUGUCACACUUUCUUCUUUCCUGCCUGUCUUUGGGCUAUGUUACCUUCCACUACCACCUUGUCUUGCUAGGAGCGUGAGAGCAAAGAAAGGGAUUAGAACUCCAGUCAGUAUCUUGUUACUUCCAAGAAGUUCUAAAAAGUUACAUCAUUUAAGUGGUUGAAAGUAAUAGCUAAAUGAGAAUUUUAGAGUACCCGUUUUCAGGCUGCCAUAUUGUCCCUGUUUUCCUUUUGCCAUGGAUAAUUGGAGGGCAGUAGUGCAGAAGCAAGGCUUAAUAAACAGAAUUGCCUGAUUCUAUUAAAGUUCAUGGGGGGAGGGGAGGCAGACAUCAUAUUUUAAGUUACGCAAUUGCCAUUUUAAGAAAAAGCCGUUCAGUUUGUUAACUAGAAACUUUGCCUACACUGAAUUUAUUGAAACAAAAAGAAAAAGUAGUGAGAGAAAACCUCUUCUCUUCCUUCCUCUCACCUUACCUUCUGUGAGGUUUAUUAGGACUUCUGCCAGACUUAGAGCAACCUUAGUUCAUUUUAGCAUUUUUCUCUUUUAUUAAAAGCAGCAAAGAAGGAUGGACUAACCCUAUGUAAGCUGUAAUGGUGUCAAGUCUAACUAACUUCUCAUGCACGCUCAGGCACACGUACAAUUACAAUAAAUUCUCAAAAGGAACCAAAGGUGAAUAACCAGUGUUUCCAGUAUCCCUGAAUGGAAAAAUAAACUCUGGAAAUGAGAGCUGUGCCAAUUAACCAUUUUGUUUUAACUGUUCUUUCUCCUGGUAACUUACUUUUUCAUUGGAAUUGUAAAUCGGAAGAACUGUUUUAGAAUGGAAAUUUGCUCCAGUUCUAAAGUCAGUCUUUUAACCCCAUGCCCUCUGACUUGUGAACCUUCAUUUCAAAAUACUAUAUGGGAAGCAUUACAGUUUGGUGACAGCAAGGAUAUUUUAAAGUGGAUAUUUUACCAUUUUACUGCUAUAAAAUGAGUUGAUGUCAGUUGAUCAUUUUAUUUUUUUGAUGGAAUUUUUUUUUGUUAUUGGGGAGAAAAAUGAAUGGAAGAACAAUUAUUUUGCUUUUAUUUGAAUUUUGAGUACUAACAACUUAAAAGUACAUUGCAGGAGGUGAAGAAAUACUUCAAAUUUAGCAAAAUAGCUACAGUAUUCAACUAUCUCAAAUUUUAAUAUGGUGAGUCUUAGCGCUUUAGACUUUCCUAUAAGUGACAGUAUCUUAAGUUAUUCUUAAUAGUCACACUUGAUAAUUCUGCUGACCAUAGCAGCUAACCGAAAAUUGAAGAUAUUUAUGUGACAUGAAUAGCCUGUGUUUUAAAAAUUAAAUAUUUUAUAUAAAAUUGAA